GAUUUCCCUGUUACUGGGAGCAUCCACACAGAGGCUUCACAAAAACCUGCCAGGAUACUGCAAGGAGGACUCCUACAACAUGAAGAACUUACCCAGGUUAUUGUUUGGAAGCAAUGAGUUUAAAACCUUUCACCUACCCAUUUCCGGAGACGAGGUUUCUUCAUGCAGGAUCCAAUGUGUAUAAAUUCAAAAUUAGAUAUGGCAACAACAUCAGAGGGGAAGAGGUAGAAAACAAGGAAGUCAUCGUCCAGGAGCUAGAGGAUUCUAUUCGUGUGGUCUUGGGAAACCUGGAUAAUCUGCAGCCGUUUGCUACAGAACACUUCAUUGUAUUUCCCUCACAUUUCCCAGAUAAAAGCAAAUGGGAGAGAGUGUCCCACCUGAAAUUCAAACAAGGAGAGAUUGUCUUGGUCCCUUAUCCAUUUGUUUUCACUCUGUACGUGGAGAUGAAAUGGCUUCAUGAAAACCUGUCAACUGGUAAACCAAUAAACAGCAGUCCUCCUGGGUUGGUCCCGGCAGAGAGGAAAGCAGCAGGAGCCAUGAUGAGGAAACGAAAACACGCAGAAGUGCCCAGCUCCCCAGCCAGGCCAGGGCUGGACAGGCCCAAGAAGGGGACUUCCAGCCAAGGGCUCAGCAAAAAGAAGGCCCCUAUGGAAACCAGGAGGAACAGAGAAAGAAAAACCCAGCAGGAAUGGCAGGAGACCCCAGCACUUGAUAUCACUGAUGUUCAGGACCAGGAUUCUAAGUGGGGAGACAGCCGAGCAGGGAAGAUUAUCCCACCAUUGCAGCAAAACGAUCCACCUCCUCCUGAAGGACGCACGGAGCUGGGAACCAGUGGCUUCUUUGGGUUUCUAAGCUCUCUCUUCCCGUUUCGGUAUUUCUUCAGGAGGAGCAGCCAGGGAGCCUCCUAAAUGCAGCGGUGGGAAGAGCGUUUCUCUUGCAGCGACUCUU
Lagenorhynchus albirostris (white-beaked dolphin) is the source of this 948-nucleotide messenger RNA. It is a transcript of the gene MAJIN, whose product is annotated as membrane anchored junction protein. Gene Ontology annotation, biological process: meiotic attachment of telomere to nuclear envelope; homologous chromosome pairing at meiosis. Gene Ontology annotation, cellular component: nuclear inner membrane. The transcript has 11 exons. Gene Ontology annotation, molecular function: DNA binding. The coding region runs from base 114 to 908 and encodes 264 amino acids. NCBI's taxonomy places the organism in Eukaryota, Metazoa, Chordata, Mammalia, Artiodactyla, Delphinidae. The record is from RefSeq and is a predicted model, not a curated record.